This is a messenger RNA of Sodiomyces alkalinus F11, 1291 nucleotides long. RefSeq names its product mediator of RNA polymerase II transcription subunit 19. The coding region runs from base 151 to 1248 and encodes 365 amino acids. Lineage: Eukaryota; Fungi; Ascomycota; Sordariomycetes; Glomerellales; Plectosphaerellaceae. Gene Ontology annotation, cellular component: mediator complex. The record is from RefSeq and is a predicted model, not a curated record. Gene Ontology annotation, biological process: regulation of transcription by RNA polymerase II. The transcript is spliced from 3 exons. Gene Ontology annotation, molecular function: transcription coregulator activity.
CUUUCCUGUCCUUGGGUCCCGGCAAGCGACUUCACAUCCCUCUACCCAUUCCUUAAGCCCUCGAUCAUUUUCUCCCUCUUCCGACCGCACGAUCGCGACGUUCCUUCCCUCCCUUGGAACCAACUACAGGCUGUUUCUUUCAACGCCAACAUGUCGUUCCACCCUCAAACUCCUCAGAGUCCCUCACAGUUGUCACCCGGCACCUCCGAUCUUGCCUCGAGCAUGAAUUCCACUCUGACUUCCAUCACCACCAAUCUUCCGACUCCCGCUCAUAGCGUAAACGGCAGCACGACUCAUCCUUCCGAUAUGUCGCAAGACUUCGCCAUGGGCGAAGAUACGCCCCAUAAGCGCAAGCGUUCGAUCGACGAUGUUGGAGAUAGGGAGCAUAAGAAGGCCCAUAUCGAGGACAGCAGAAUCGGUAUUGAAGACAUCCAUCUGGAUGUCGGCGAAAAAUACCUACUUUGCCAGACUCAACAUCGCCGCCAGAGAUUUCCCCAGAUCACUGAGGAUCUUUUUGAGAUGUUCGACUUGACAGGUAUUGCCGCCGAAGUGGCACGAGAGAAGCCCGAUGGAGAGAAGAACGCUUUGCGAAAGACAUACAAGGGUCACAUGAAGCGCCUGGGCGUCAUGGGCAGGUUUGAUUCCGUCAAGCAACCGUGGGAAGACCCCAAACAGGACGUCGACGAGAGCUCUGAGCAGGACGAUGCGUUCGACUCGAAUGGCCAGAAGAAGGAGAAGAGCAAAAAGGAAGAGUACUUCGGAUUCGGAAAGAUUGCAACGAUUCACGACGCGGAGUUCUGGCACGGCCGGAGCCAUCUCACGGCGGGGUUGACGCCGAGUGUCAAGGCCAGUCUUAACAGGGCCGUCGCCAUGGCCAAGGGACCCAUCCCCGCUAAGCAGUGGGAUACUACCGUCCUCGGUGACAUUGCUGCUCCUGCGGAUCCGACGAAAAAUGCCUUCGGAAAGGCUACCGCUCCGGGCACGCCGAUUGGCACUCCUGGGCUGACAGCUGCCAAACCGCAGCAGCAACCCCAGGGCGUCCCUCGUCCCCAGCGGAAUACCAAGAAGAGGGGGUAUGGGGACAGCUCUUUCGAGGGAUAUGGCGAAGGCUUCCCCGAUGACGGCUACUUGACUGGAGACGGCGAUGAUCGGGGAGGCCAGAAACGCCAAAAGAAGAGCGCUGGCACUCCGCAAUUCCCGCAGAACGGAACGCCGCGGCAAGCCUACGGUUCGGGAAUAGGGGUAUAGGGUGACCCAGCUAGUCCCCAGACCGCCGGCAUUGCCUUCAGCG